This is a messenger RNA of Ochotona curzoniae (black-lipped pika), 3038 nucleotides long. RefSeq names its product myosin light chain kinase 3 (gene MYLK3). NCBI's taxonomy places the organism in Eukaryota, Metazoa, Chordata, Mammalia, Lagomorpha, Ochotonidae. Gene Ontology annotation, biological process: protein phosphorylation; positive regulation of apoptotic process; intracellular signal transduction. Gene Ontology annotation, molecular function: ATP binding; protein serine/threonine kinase activity. The coding region runs from base 1 to 2454 and encodes 817 amino acids. The record is from RefSeq and is a predicted model, not a curated record. The transcript has 13 exons. Gene Ontology annotation, cellular component: cytoplasm; nucleus.
AUGUCAGGAGCCUCCCAAGAGGGCCCAGGGCCCCGGGGACUGCCAGUGUUGGGCAAGACCUGUUUAACCACCAUGGACAAAAAGCUUAGCAUGCUGAAUGAGAAGGUGGACAAACUCUUGCAUUUCCAAGAAGACGUCACAGAGAAGCUGCAGUGCGUGUGCCAAGGCAUGGGCUACCUGGAGCAAGGCCUGCACCGGCUGGAGGCCUCCCAGGUGCUGGCCCCGGUGGGUGCUGACAGUGCCCCUCCAGCGGACACUCAGGCUGGGUGGCAUGAGGUCCUGGAGCUGGUGAGGGCCGUGCGGCAGGAGGCCACCCAGCAUGGCGCUAGGCUCGAAGCCCUCUUCAGGAUGGUAGUGGCUGUGGACAGGGCCAUUGCUUUGGUGGAAGCCACGUUCCAGAACUCAAAGGUGGUGGAUUUCAUCACACAAGGCAGGGUGCCAUGGAGGAGAAGCAGUCUGGCUGAUGGCUCUGAGGAGAGCAAAGAGCGAGCGGAAGAGAAGGGAGCAAAACCCAAGCAUGUGCUGAGCACCAGAGGCGUGCAGGCUGACAUCAGGGGGCCCUGGGAAGAGAGCCAGAAGGCUGACCUGCCAGAGGGGGCGGUGGAGAGGCUGACUCCCAUCAAUGCUUCAGGGACAGGAGCUGACUUCCUUACCCGGGCAGGGGCCUCACUAGGACAGGGAGAUGGAGCUCCUGACCCAGGGCAUGAGUCCCUGGAUCACCUGCAGCUGCCCACAGCUUUGGAAGCCCAAGAUCCUGAGACAUCCAGUGAGGACCCCAGAACUGAGCUGGAAUUGGCUGUGGCACCCAACAGGAUCAGUGAAGGCCUCACCAGCCAGGAAGCUGCCCCAAGUGCUGGGCAAAGUGCAUCAUCCAGCAAACCUGAGCCACAACCCACAGAGGACAGCAGGAAGCUGACUGCCAGCCCACAACCCCCAGGCCCUUCAGGAUUGCCAGCCAUGGCCAAGGCAACUCACAGUGGUGGAGAAACGUCUCCAAGGAUCUCCAUCCGAGUGCAGGAGAUGGAUACUCCAGGGCAGCUGCUUGUGACACGAGGGGACAGCCUGAGACCCACAGUCCCUGCAGAGGCUGCAGUAGCUGCCCCUGCAGGUGAGCAAGACCCACUUGGUUCUGGAUACUGCCCUGAAAGUCCUGGGACUCAGUCAGGAGAUGAACCCCCUGGAGGGACCAGAGAACUUCCUGCACUGCAGGAGAGGAGCAGCAAAAAAGUUGCAAAGGCAGGAGAGCAAAGGCCUGGGGAUGAGGCAGUUGUGACACCACACUUGGCCAGAAGCAAUGAAGCAGAUGAUGCUGCCAGGACUCUGGACCUGCAGCAAGACAGAGGCCUGGAAGCAGGACAUCCUGAGCCUAGGAAGGACUGUGCAGCCGGGGGCUCCACGAGAGCUGAAGCAGGAGGGAAGACGCCUCCUGAUGCCAAGGCUGGUGGCAUGAUUCUGGAUGACAGCCCCGCCCCGCCUGCACCUUUUGAACACCGAGUGGUGAGCGUCAAGGAGACCUCAAUCUCUACAGGUUACACAGUACGCCAGAAUGAAGUCUUGGGAGGGGGCCGAUUUGGCCAGGUCCACAGGUGCACAGAGAAGUCCACGGGGCUUCUGUUGGCAGCCAAGAUCAUCAAAGUGAAGAGCGCCAAGGACCGGGAGGAUGUGAAGAAUGAGAUCAACAUCAUGAACCAGCUCAGUCAUGUGAACCUGAUCCAGCUCUACGAUGCCUUCGAGGGCAAGCACAGCUGCACACUCGUCCUGGAGUAUGUGGAUGGGGGUGAACUCUUCGACCGGAUCACGGAUGAGAAGUACCAUCUGACUGAACUGGAUGUGGUGUUGUUCACCAAGCAGAUCUGUGAAGGCGUGCACUACCUCCACCAGCACUACAUCCUGCACCUGGACCUCAAGCCAGAGAACAUUCUGUGUGUCAAUCAGACAGGACAUCAGAUUAAGAUCAUUGACUUUGGUCUGGCCAGAAGGUACAAGCCGCGGGAAAAGUUGAAGGUCAACUUUGGCACACCUGAGUUCCUGGCCCCAGAAGUUGUCAACUAUGAGUUUGUCUCCUUCCCCACUGACAUGUGGAGUGUGGGCGUCAUCACUUACAUGCUACUCAGUGGCUUGUCCCCGUUUCUAGGGGAAACAGAUGCAGAAACCAUGAACUUCAUCGUGAACUGUAGCUGGGAUUUCGACGCUGACACCUUUGAAGGACUGUCGGAGGAGGCCAAGGACUUUGUUUCCCGGCUGCUGGUCAAAGAGAAGAGCUGCAGAAUGAGUGCCACACAGUGCCUGAAACACGAGUGGCUCAAUCACCUGCCCGCCAAAGCUUCUAAAUCCAAAGUCCGCCUCAAGUCCCAAGUGCUGCUGCAGAAGUAUACAGCCCAGAGGAAAUGGAAGAAACAUUUCUACGUGGUGACUGCUGCCAACAGGUUAAGAAAAUUUCCAACUUGUCCCUAAUCUUCAACUCGGCUGCUCCAACAGGUCUGGAAACCAUGGAGGCAGGUGGCAAAGUGAAGAGAUAACUCAAAUUUUUGAAUAAUGAGGCCUAAAUAGCGAUUCCACUUGUCUUUGUAAAGCAAAUUGUAUUUAUGGCCCUCCUUGCAGAUAGAAGUGGUUGUAACAAAUUUGUGCGGAGAGUUUUGGUUUUGCCUCGUGAGAUCCCUGCGUUUGAAAUGCUGUGUUUACUUUGCAAAUACACCUGCUUUUGGUGAUAAGUGUAGGCAUGCUUCAGAUAGACAGGAAAGCCUACUCUGCAUAGCUCAAACUUCAAUUCUAAAUUUAACUGUGAUUGAAGAACUCAGUAGAAUUUUCUGCAGGAGCAUGCUAUUCAGUAUUCUCUUCUUCCAGUAACAAGAAGUCCUAAGGUUUCAGUUAGCUCGGUGCAAACUGGCAUUCACUGUGGUACCCUGCUGGAUUAUCAAGUGCCAUGGCUUUGGGACGAUGAUCCUCUAUCUUGUUUAACUUAGGUCCCCUUUUGGAAAGCAACAUCACUGUGUAGCUUUAAUAUUGUUUGAAAUUUCAAAAAUAUAUCAACUGUGAAA